AUGAACUCUGGAUUCGUAUCUAUAGAUAAGGACGGAAGUUGGGUUUGCACUGGCGGACAUAAGCACAAAACAAAGCAUCAUCCAGAUCCUGUGAAACCUAGAAAUUUAUUUGAAGUCUAUGGACAACAACCAAGAGAAGAUGCUAGGAUGCAGCAUAACCAGGUGGAAGAAUAUGGGCAACAAGAUUUAGAUGAGACUGUUAUCGAUCAUGAUGACGACGACAUGGUCUGGGUUAGACAAGGUGUUGUUGGAACCACAGUUCAUGGUUAUGAUGAUGAAUGA
Molecule: messenger RNA, 282 nt
Organism: Ilex paraguariensis (yerba mate)
Lineage: Eukaryota; Viridiplantae; Streptophyta; Magnoliopsida; Aquifoliales; Aquifoliaceae
Source: the annotation of a GenBank genome assembly